Cynocephalus volans (Philippine flying lemur) is the source of this 2336-nucleotide messenger RNA. RefSeq names its product coiled-coil domain containing 150 (gene CCDC150). Lineage: Eukaryota; Metazoa; Chordata; Mammalia; Dermoptera; Cynocephalidae. Bases 1 to 2259 code for a protein of 752 amino acids. The transcript has 19 exons. The record is from RefSeq and is a predicted model, not a curated record.
AUGUCCCUUCAUGAAGCAUCAGAAAAAGCACAGGUUUUGAAUGACCAACUGACUAAAAAGUGUUCAGAGCUGAACUGCAUGCUUCAGACUGUUAGUAUGGAAAAAGCCAGAAUCAUUGCUGACCAUCAAGUCAUUCUGCAGGUAGAGCAGAAAAUGAUGACACAGACAUUUCAAGAACAAAACUUACUGCUGGAUGCAGCCCAUGCCAGUAUCACAGGUGAACUACAGACUGUUCAGAAUGAGAAAAACCAACUCCAAGCACAUCUGGACCAUUUAAUCCUUGAGCAUAACCAGUGUAUCCAGAAAGCAAAGGAUGCUGAGAAGAGGACAACUGUGCACAAAGAGCUGCUAGAAUCAACUAUUGCAAGAUUGCGAUGUGAAUUGGAAGCAUCAAUGCAAGAGAAGAAGUCUCUACUAGAGGAGAAAGAAAGACUUGAGAAAGAGGUUAAUACAACAGAAAAAGAAAUAGCAGAAGAAAAAUGCAGUUUGGAAAAGGAAUUAGCUAAGAACAAGGAAGACAUAAAUGCAUUAACUAAAAACCUGCAGACUCUAGAGGAAGAGAAUAAGCAGCUGGCAGAUCAAAUGUCUUCCCUAGAACUUCAGCAAGUCACUUCUGAUUACCAUGGGCUUGCCCAACAGAAGGUGGAAAACGUUUUGGGAAAAAUUACUGAGAGUAAAAAUAAACUGGCCUAUGAAAAGGGAAAACUCCAGAUAAAAGUUGAACAGCUAGAAGAACAACUACAUUCUUUUACUGAAACCAGUUUACAAAAUGAACAUCUACGCAAAAUGAAUAAGUCUCUAGAGGCCAAAUAUGCUCAGGUGAAAUCCAUUCUUGAAGAAAAUGAAGAGGAGCUAUCUCGAGCAGUGAAGUGUCGUGAUACAACCAUGAAAGAGAAUCAGAAGUUGAAAGAGGACCUUGAGGCUUUGGAGGACAGGGAAAACAAGAAAUUGGGAAACUUUCAGCGACAAUUGGCAGAGGCUAAAGAAGACAACUGCAAAGUUACAAUCAUGCUGGAGAACGUGCUGGCUUCUCACAGUAAGAUGCAAGGUGCUCUGGAGAAAGUACAAAUAGAGCUUGGGCGGAGGGAUUCAGAGAUUGCAGGCCUCAAGAAAGAAAGGGCUCUAAAUCAACAGAGGGUGCAGAAGCUAGAAGCCGAAGUGGACCAGUGGCAGGCCAAAAUGCUUGUUGUGGAUGCCCAGCACAGCAGUGAGAUGGAGCCUCUACAAAAAGCUCUAGAUAUAGCUAGAGAAGACAACAGGAAACUGGCUAUGAGUCUGGAGCAAGCUCUCCAGACAAAUAAUAAUCUGCAAACAAAGCUAGAUCACAUUCAAGAAAAACUGGAAAACAAAGAACUAGAGCGACAGAAUUUGGAAACCUUUAAAGAACGCGUGAUUGAGGAAUCCAAAGUGGAAGCAGAAUUGCAUGCUGAACGCAUCGAAGCUCUAAGAAAGCAGUUUCAAACUGAGAGAGAAGCUGCAAAGAAAGCGGCACAAAGGGAAAUGACUGAGCUGAAGAAAGCCCUUGAUGAAGCCAACUUCAGAUCAGUGGAAGUGUCCCGCACCAACCGAGAGCUGCGGCAGAAAGUUACAGAGCUAGAAAAAAUACUGAACAGUAACAAUGAGAAAAUAAAGAAUCAAAAGGCCCAAAUUAAGCUCCACUUGUCGGCUAAGGCGAAUAAUGCUCAGAAUAUAGAGAGGAUGAAGCAAAUAGAAACAGAAUUGAGGCAAAUGGAGCUAAUUAAAGAUCAAUAUCAGAAAAAAAACUACGAACAGUCACUGAGUAUUCAGAGAUUUGUAUCUGAAAUGACUAACCUACAGAAAGAGAUGCACAUGUUGGCCAAGAGCCAGUAUGAUACCUCAGCACGGAACAAACAGCAAGAGCUGCGACUAGAGGCAGAGCGGAGAAUAAGGCAGGAAUUAGAGAUCCGGUGCCAGGAAUUGGAAGAAACUGUCAGACACCUGAAGAAAUGUAAAGAGGCAACAGAGAAUAAACUGAAAGAAGCCAGUGUGGAAUCAGAACAGAUAACAGCUAACCUAGAAGAAGCUCACCGCUGGUUUAAGUGCAGGUUUGAUGGCCUACAACUUGAGCUGACAAAAAACCGGUUGCAGAGGCUUCCCCGGGAAGACAGGUGGCGGGAAGAGGAACAAGAUAUAAGGCACGAUGUUGUAUCCAGCCAGUCUGCUCUACAUCGAUGGGAGACUAAACAGAAUCUUAAGCAUGUGCCCAGGAAGUGUCAUUCUGAGAUAGAGAGGAAGUGAUGUCCUUGACAGAGGAGCUUCUUCAUGGAUAGCUACACCUCCGUGAUUCCACAAGCCCAGCAACUAGGGCUGGCCUG